ACGUUUAUACGCGAACUCAAAUUACAAAGCGAGACAGCAACAUCCCUCGUCGAUAACUCGCAGAAUAAAGCAUCGACAAACCCGUUAAAUGUUUUAUCUUUUAUUAAAUGGAUAUUUUCCCAAACCGCAGGUCUGGGAUUGCUCAGUAAUUCCCGGGGUUGUACAAAAUUACGUUUAUUGAUUGUAAUGUUUUGAAAUAGAAAUUUUAAGGUACCUGUGUGGAAAUUAAGUGGUUUGAGUAAUUUACCUUGUUUAUAACGUUGCCAAGCACUGGAGAUCGAGGGGCCCUUCUAUCAGCAAAAUAUUUUUUCCACGAUUUUGAGGUCCCAGCCACAAAAAUGACUAAAAACACGAAACUAAAGACCUAAGUACUACCAAGUGCUAUUACCAGCAUGGAUAUGAAAACUUUAAGAUGGAUUAUGGAGGGGAGAGUCGAAGGGAGCCAGGUCUAGAAGCUGUGAGGGCGUUGCAUCAAACUGUUGUUGCACUUAGAGCUGCCCUUGAGGAGAGUAAGUCAGAGAUUUUGCAGUUGAAGAAUAAGGCUUGGCCGAUCGAAACAGUGCAGGAAGCUUUUCAGAUUUUGACUUUGGAAAACCAUAUUCUUAGGCAAAAGCUGCUAAAAGCAGACAAUCAACAAUCAGGAGAACAAGAAACCGAUGGAAGUCGUGAGGAUGUUGGUGAUAAGCCCAAGAGUAUUGAGGAGGUAAAGGUUUUGGAAGUGGAAGAUUCUUCAAAACCACCAAACGAAACAGUUACACCACAAAAAGAAAUCGUUGCCGUAGACUCUUCGACAAAAACUGAAUCACCAAAAUGUAUAAAUGAAAAAUUAUCGCCAAAAGAGCACCAUUCUCUAGCCAAACCAAGUUACCAACUACUAGAAGAUACUUAUCAAUCGGAACCAAGAGUAAAAAAAGUUACUAUAGUAUCUCCCAAGCUAAGUCCCAAACGCAUACGUAACUUAGAAGCACGAAUUUCUAUCAAAUCCGAAACUAUAAGCCCAGGAAAUGUUUCCAGAUCUCUAGAAAGUCUCACCGUACUGAAAUCUCCGAUAGAAUCUAAGAAUAAACUAUCUUUCUCGAAGACCUUCAGUUUCUCGAACUUAUCUAGUCAUAUUAGCCGAGAGUUUCAUUUGGAUAUUGAUGAAGAGAUGAGCCAUAAAGAUACAGAACCGGCUGAAAACAAUUUAGGGGAUGAAGAAGAAAAUAGCGAAGUUCAUAGUCCUCAAAAUGACACGGAUCAAGCCGAGGAAGUCGAUGAUAUCGAACUUAUUUUUACAACGGAUGAUACGAAAGAUUCAGAUUUUAAGGAACAACUGGUCUCCAUUGAUGGAGGAGAUAGUAGAGCUCAGUCAUCUAAUAUUUUGCGGUUGCCGCUCAGCGAUAUGGAUCCCAACUUAUCCGAUCGCGAACUGGAAGAUGAUGUAUUUAACGAUAAUUUCGAAAACGAAAAUCAAGAAAACAUUAAUUUUCAGUCGUUUGACAUGAAAAGGGACAAUUCUCAGCUCUGUGAUUCAAGGUCAGAUACUUCUAUAAAUCAGGAAAAGAGCUUGAAGAGUUACUAUUCUUUACAAGAUUCUAGUUUCGAAAAUAGAUCGAUGGAAAAAGAUGAAAGUUUCGAUAGGUUCGAGGAAAGAAUUAGGAUUGUAGAAACUGAUAUAUCUAAAUGCGGUAUACACGACGUUGAAUACGUCGUUGGAAGAAGAAAUACCUGCCCCAAUCCUCUUCAGUACAAACCACUGUUACACAGAGAAGCACUUUCUAAAGGAUUAGUUCCUGGUAGGAAAACGAGACCAAUUUUAACACAAUCAAACGCAGUAAGAAAAGAUUCAGGUGCACAAACGGAUAUAUCAGCUCUUCCAGGCUCUAGUUGGAGAUCGGAAAGUAGCUUAGCUAAUAAAGCAAGACUAGGAGAAAAUUUCACCACUCUCCCUUCGAAACUACCACUGCCAGGAUCUCGGUUACGAUUAUCGGAAAAAACAGUAGAGGCUCGACGAGUGUUGCUCUCAGAUAUAGGGUUUACGAGCAUGGUUCCUGAGCUGUCCCGAUCUGCAGAUCAUCUAUUUCCACCAAACGUUAAACCUACUGGAGUGACACCUACAUACGGCCAGUUCCUGAAAACUACUGAUCUCUAUUCCCCUGGAUAUGCAUCUCAAAAAUUUACUUGGAGCGCCAACACAGCGACACCUAGCGAGGGAAGCCAAACUCAUUCUCACUACGGCAGUAUGUAUCCUCUGACAUCAUUACCAGUUCCAUCUAGACGAUGUUCUGCUCCCGUUUCUCCAUCUAGAAGAGGAGUCUUGAAGCACACUCCUUCCAGAGUCAGGUUCGCAAAUGGAUCGUUGCCGGAGCUUCGAGGCGACUGGGGGACUGUCGAUAGUGGGGAUUCUACUGACAGUUUGGUCGAAGAGGCUGAGAAUUAUUUAAGGAGAUCCAUCGAUUGUAUUAUUGGAAGAGAUACGAUGACUAGUUACAGUGAUACUCGGACCAAGACUGGCGUACGUCGAGCCUCGGCGCCAGAGCCAUCUGGCGACAACGUUCCACCUCCCGGAUGGUUGCCGUUUCUGCCGAGAGUUUCCAGAGAUCUCAAACUAGACAAUUGGGUGAAAGUAAUUACGUCAGAAGGAAGAGUGAAGGGUGGAAGAGUGAGAUAUAUCGGACCGGUUGUUUCGCAAACUGAGCAUUUCGUCGGGGUACAACUUAGUUGUCCCGACGGGUACUGCGAUGGUACUUACAAUAAUAGAAUGUAUUUCCAAUGUGAACCAUACCAUGGAAUAUUCGUUCCCUUCAAGAAGGUGAUCAUGGGAUGGAGACCAUAGUAAAGGAUUUAGAAGAUAUUGUUUCUCUUGUUCUACAAAUGUUUAUUGUUGGUGUUAAGUGUGCCAUAUUUAGGUACAAAACAUGCAAAAAAUUUAGAAAAAAAAAUCGGUGAUAGAUACUUUCUAGUCAAUACUGAAUGGGUUAUGGACUAUACUUUAUUUCAAUGAACGUUUCUGGUUUAGUAAUCAAUAUUAGAUAUAUCAUAAAGGGCCGGUUGUUUGAACGCUAAUCAAGAAGUUGAUUAUAAUCAAGUCCCCUUAACAACCAUCAAAUAACAAAAUCCGUUCGUACGCCAAUUAGUUGAUUGUAAUCAAUUAUGUUAAUUAUCAUUAUGAUAAUUAACAUAAUUGAUUGAUUAAAUAAUUAUUAAUUAACAUAACAAUUAUUAACAUAAUUGAUUAACUUAUCAAUUAAUCCCAUAAUUGUAAUCAAUUAUGUUUUCAGCAACUCAAUCAAAGUUUACAUUGACAGUUGGUGACAGUAAUUAAAUAUGUGGUAAUAAUCAGUUGAUUCC
This is a messenger RNA of Diabrotica virgifera virgifera (western corn rootworm), 3330 nucleotides long. RefSeq lists its product as uncharacterized. The record is from RefSeq and is a predicted model, not a curated record. NCBI's taxonomy places the organism in Eukaryota, Metazoa, Arthropoda, Insecta, Coleoptera, Chrysomelidae. The coding region runs from base 413 to 2815 and encodes 800 amino acids. The transcript is spliced from 10 exons.